This is a messenger RNA of Puma concolor (puma), 849 nucleotides long. The record is from RefSeq and is a predicted model, not a curated record. NCBI's taxonomy places the organism in Eukaryota, Metazoa, Chordata, Mammalia, Carnivora, Felidae.
AUGAGCCCCGGGGGCGCGGGCUGCUCCAACGGGCUGCUGCUGACCGUGGGCUGGCUUCUCCUGGCGGGCCUCCGGUCCGCGUGUGGGACGAACCUCACUGCCGUCCAGGAUCCCAGCUUGGCCCCCGAGGGCGAGGGCGAGAAUGAGGGCGAGGAGGAGGCCGAGAACGAGGCCGAGGCUGAGAGCGAGGCCCAAACUCUGCCAGAGGAGGAUGUUUCAAAUAAUACAGCAGUCAAAGAAGUAGAAUUUGGGAUGUGCACCGUUACAUGUGGUGAAUCCAAGUGUAUUGUACGGGUGGAAGAAUGCCGUGGACCAGUAGAUUGUGGCUGGGGUAGACCAAUUUCAGAAAGUCUUGACAGUGUUAGAAUGGCAUGUACUCAUAUAUCUCCUGUAAAUCGUUUCAAAUAUAUUUGGAAACUUCUAAGGCCAGAGCAACAACCUGUUAUCCUUGCAAAUGACUCAGCAAUCCUGGAAGUACGCAGGGAAGUUCGCCCCUUGGUUUUCGAGUGUGCCACCUUGGAUAAUAAUGAAAUAGUAGCAUCUAUUAAAUUCACAGUCUAUACAACAAGUGAAUUGCAAAUGAAAAGAUCAAGCCGACCAGACACUGAUGCAGUCCUAGUUUUUGUGCUGACCAUAGGAGUUAUUAUCUGUAUAUUUGUGAUCUUUGUACUGAUAUUCAUAAUUAUAAACUGGGGGGCAGUCAAGUCUUUCUGGGGGGAGAAAUCCUCAUCAACUGAGAUACCGUCUGAGCUGAGCUUAGUGAGAUACAAAGAUUCAACUUCUCUUGACCAAUCACCAACAGAAAUACCUGGAACUGAAGAUGAUGCUUUAAGUGAAUGGAAUGAAUGA